AGUAACGGGAACCCCUCCACAGCGAUGACGCGUCUCUUCUCGACAUAUUCUGACGUUUUACGUUCGUGUUGGGAUCAGCCGUAAAGCGGAACGUGUGAAGACGGAGGAAGGUUAAAAGGAAUUCUGCAAAACACGGUAAAUAUUCACGUUUUUAUGUGUUAUAGGUGUAUUUUAACAGGUUGUUUCUUUCUAAUAGAGUGUUAGGAAACUGUGUGCCGUUUAUCAGCCGUCUGUUUGUCAGAAUUACAGGUUUAUAGAGCGACCUGUUUUGUUAGUGUGAUCGGACUGUCAUUGAAGGAAAUUAAAGAUGAAUUUAUACAAAUAUUUAACAUUUAAACAGAUUCAGUAAAGACUGGAGGUUAAUGUGCUCUUAUAUGGACCUAAAGGAGACAUGCAAAGCUCAAACUCUAAGUUAUUAUCAUUAUAUUUAUCCGGUUAUCCAGUUUUAGUGGUGUGGUUAACUCUCUGCUGUUAGCACCAACAUAUUAGAAUCAAAAUCACUUUAAUAAUCCCAGUAACAGUAACUCCAGGGCAAAUAAAGUAGGAAGAGGAGAUAAUAAUAGAUAAAAGACGUAAAAAUAAAGAGAUAAAGAGAUAAAAUAAGUAAAAAUAAAGAGAUAAUGUACAAGUAUAUACACUAUAUCCAACACAAAAUAGUAAAUCAACCGGCUUAAUCAGCAUAUUUCACAGACUUUUCAUUAUAAAUGAUCAUAAACGAUGCAAGAUAUUGAAUAUUUUAAAGGUUUUUUUACUUUUAGAGAUGCACCAGCUUUGGGAUUUUAUAAAUGUUAAUCUAUGGACACUAGUCUCUAAAAGUCAGAGUUCAGGACCUGUAAAUACUCAAAGCAGUUGUGAUGUUAACAUUAAAGAUUUGGGAGGAUGAUUACCUGAGGUGUAAAAAAGCUAACUUUAUCAGUUAUCAUGUUAAGGAGUUGUCGUUCUCGGAGAAAAGUCAUACUCAAGGAAAAUGUCUGAAUGCUGACAGAUAGGAUGUAAAUAUGACAGGGUGUUUUAUUGUUAAGAGAGACUGUUGAUAACGUCGUACUCUAAACCCUCAUGAAUGUUGGUCAUGUAUGAUAAUAACUCAUGGCUCAUUAAGACUGUAAGAAAUGUUGACAGAGAAAACAUGUUUUCUUAGUUGCUUGAACAUCCCAUGUUUAUAUUAGAUUAAUGUAGGGCUGGGCGAUAAAAUGAUAAUGAUGUAUAUCAAAAUUAAUCUCCCUCAAUAUCGAUAUAAAACAUGGUCAAUGUGCUUUUCAAUAGUCGGCAUUCUGACAUGUUUUGGUAGACUGUAUGAAUAGCCAAUGAAAAGGGGAGUUGCUCUGGGUCCGAACCAAUCAUGUGCUGAAUUAGAAGCAGACAGCAGUUGUAGCAGACAGCAGCUACACCCAACCAUAGCACUUUAACAGGUGAAGCCGACAGCAAAGUAAAUGAGUGCUACCCCGACAGAAAUGACCAUGAAGGCUCAACAGAUGACGACAUCAUCGACAACACUGACACGAAAACUUCAACUACAAAAGAUAUGCGACCAAUAAACACUGUUAAAUGUCAUUUUUUUAUAUCGUGAUAUUUAUCGAUAUUGACUGACAUGAAAAAAAUAUAUCAUGAUAAACUUCUCCCCGUAUCGCCCAGCCCUAGAUUGAUGUUAGAUUAACGUAAUCUCUGCAUCCCUUUCCUUCUAAUCUGUGUAUUUCUGUCUGUAAUCCUUCGCUGCUCCUCCACCAGCAUCAUGCCGUUUGUGGACGUGCAGUCGCGGCUCGGCAUCAACGUCGACCGCUGGAUGCAGACUCAGAGCGGAGUCCAGCCCUACAAGAAAGCCGCACGUUGCCACGCCUUCGAGAAAGAGUGGAUCGAGUGCGCCCACGGCAUCGGGCAGACCCGCGCCAAACAGGAGUGCAAGCUGGAGUACGAGGAUUUCUACGAGUGCAUGCACAGGCAGAAGAUGGUACGAGGCUGUUGAUACGCCAUGAAUAAAAUUCUAUUUGACAUGAGCUUCAUAGCGUUGAGUCAAAGAUGAAGUCAGUUUAGUAAAUGUGACAGGAAGGGUUUUUAAUCGACCUCCAAAGUUUGUUUGAUGGCUUUCAACAACCAAGAGCUUUUAAUGAAGGGUAGUGUUUGAAAUGUUGACGUUCCCGUGAACCUGAGCCUCUUUAAACAGACUGAUUUUAGCGAAGAGUUAAGAGUGAUGGAUGGAUGGGAGGGAGGAGGAGAAAGGAGUUUGUGUUGAGAGGGAGGGGAAAAAAACAGCUUCUAUAUGCAAAAAGACUCUAAACUAAAGACGGAGUUUCAUCCCGGAACAAAAAUAGCAUCCAUGUCUAAUCCUUUCUAUACAGUCGGAGUUAAAGUGAGGUCAGUUUUAAUUGCUGUGUGAGUCAGCAGAGGACAGAUUGACAGAUGCUCCGUCUGCUUUCUGUGAUUGUGCUGCAGCAGCAGGAACUCUCUCUCUCUCUCUGCCUGUAUCCCAACACUCAGUCUCUCUCUCUCUCUGUCAGCAACGUCUUUUUAUAUAAGAUGAUGGAGAUGAUGCAGGAUGACUUGCUGAUUUCGAAUGAAUGAAUGAAUGACAGCUUUAUAUUCUGACAUGACACUUAGAUCGUGUUAUCCGCUUAGUCAUGGUUCAGAUUUGGGGUACUUAGUUAAGUGUUCUCUCUCUGUGUGGAAAAACAAGAACAUAUGGACAAAAAAUCCAGACAUAAGAAAAAUAAUAUCACAAAUCUAUGAUAAACAUGUUUCUAAGAUAUUGUUGGUGCUCAUCGGUGUCUACAAUGAUGUUGGUCUUAAAGGGAUAUUCCAGCGUAGAAUUAAUUUAGGGUCAAACACGCCGUAACACCGAGUUAGACACCCCCUCCAGAGAUGAAUGUUGCCGACCGUUUGCUUCUCUAGUUAUACCAACUUUAGUAACGUCUGCCUGUUCGUUUGCCUGUUAAAAGACGAGCAGCAGAGGGAAGCCUGAUUCACACCGAUAAACACGUAUAUAAAUGAGAAGAAUCUACUAAAGGGCGCCUGAAGAAUUAAAUGAUAGUUUUGAAUCUGUCGUCGACGCUUCAGUACGCCGCCAUCAUUUCCUCUGGACCACUAAAUCUGGACUUGAUGAAGCACAUGUUGCUCUAAACUUGGUAGGAAGUGUUUUUUCUCCUCUUUUCCACAGUAAUCGGGUGAACACGAUCUAAAGUUGAGGUCACUUCAAUUUUUAUUCCUGUCGUGUCACAUAAAGGUGUCGGGCUGAGGGUCAUUUAUUCAUCUGUUUCCAUAUUUUCCUUUUGGUCUCUGCAUCUUGUCUGAAAACAAAUCUCUCCUGUGUUUCUUCCUGCAGCGCGAGCGGCUGUCCACCAUCCGUAAGCAGCGAGAAAAGCUGAUAAAGGAGGGGAAGUACACGGUUCCGCCAUGCCACUCAGGCCAGGAGGAGGUGUAACCCUGAGAGCUGACACACGUACAAACAUAGACCUUAAAUCUGCAGCUCUGUUUUUGUGUAAAUUCAACCAGAAAUUAACAUUUCCUGUUCGUCUGUACAAGUUUGCAAAUAAAUGUUAUUAUCCACUGUACUCCUCUUCUCCCCGUCUGUGACUAUACUCAUAUUCUUGGUGGAUUUGAGGUACUGCUUUUGUUUCAUGCUUCUAAAUACUCCUACUGCAACACAUUUCAAAACUAGAAUAUUGUUUUUAAGUCCAGGUAGUUUUUCAGGAGCAUUAGCAGCCCCUGACAGCAUAAAACAAGAUUUUUAUAAACUGAAAUAUGGAAGCAGUUCAUUCUUUAAAGUAAAGGAGUUAAUAUUUAGAUGUCUCGACUGAGUGACUCUAAAUUAACUCAUUUAGUCCAGGAGAGACUGGGUUAAUUUAGCUUCCUUGGAUCCCCACAUCUGUCACAUCACAGCGGAUUUUCUUUAAUUACUUUAAAUGUCUUAUCUUUACUUGCAAUGAUGCUUCUUCUACUCUAUAUUUAACCAUCUGAACACAAUAAAUGACAGUUUUACUAAUCUUUACUCCGUAGCUCUGAUACAAACACAUGCAGACAGAGUAAAAAUGUCUUUUUCUUCAUGUCAAUCCAUGUGUCAAUGAAUUUAUUAAAAGAAAACUUCAUAUAUUUACUGAUUUGAAUGUUAA
Messenger RNA from Xyrichtys novacula (pearly razorfish), 4100 nucleotides. The record is from the annotation of a GenBank genome assembly. Lineage: Eukaryota; Metazoa; Chordata; Actinopteri; Labriformes; Labridae.